AAGUCAAUUUCAAUAGCUGUGUCACAGUGACACUUGACAUUACGAAAUGUUAUGAAACCGAAUCUAACCUGAAAAAUUGCCUUGAAAUGAUAAAUAUUUUGUAAAUAAAGUCGAAAAAUGAGUAGCAGAUAUUUAAUUCGUUCCUUAUUAUGUACUUUACCUCGUAGAUUUCCUGUAAAACACACUAGUAUAUCCAAUAAUCGUGUUAUUGUAAACUUUAUAAAUGUUGAUAUUCGAGCGUAUUCUAGUAAGAAAUCGGAUGAUACUGAGAAGAAGCAUUGUAAUGUAGGUACGAUAGGUCAUGUGGAUCAUGGAAAGACUACGCUCACUGCUGCUAUUACCAAAGUUCUGUCUAAAGAAGGCGGCGCUAAGUAUGUCUCUUAUGAUGAAAUAGAUAAGGCUCCAGAGGAAAAGGCUAGAGGUAUAACAAUAAAUGCAGCUCAUGUGGGUUACAGUACAAAGUUCCGGCAUUAUGCACACACAGACUGUCCAGGGCAUGCUGAUUAUAUUCGUAACAUGAUAUCAGGCACAUCUCAAAUGGAUGCAGCCAUUCUAGUGGUGGCUGCAAAUGAUGGGCCAAUGCCACAAACGAGAGAACAUUUAUUAUUGGCGAAGCAAGUUGGAGUACAAUAUAUAUUAGUUUAUAUAAAUAAAGUUGACUUGGUUGAUGAUGAGGUUUUAGAUUUAGUUGAAUUAGAAAUGAGAGACAUGAUAUCCGACUUUGGUUAUGACGGAGCAAAUGUGCCCAUAGUUAAAGGGUCUGCAGUAAAAGCACUUAAUGAGGAUCCGUCAGAAAUUGGUGUACCCUCUAUAAAGAAACUAUUAGACACCAUAGACAACUAUGUUCCGACCAUAGUGCGAGAUCUAGAGUCGCCAUUUCUAAUGCCCAUAGACAAUGCGUUCACAGUGCCUGGUAGAGGCACGGUUGUCGUAGGUACUAUAAAAAGAGGUGUUAUGAAGAAAAAUGAUAAUGCAGAAUUAAUGGGUUUUGGGCUGAACGUCAAAACUACGCUGUCGGAUUUGCAAAUUUUUAGACAGUCUGUGCCUGAGGCAUUAGCCGGUGACAACGUAGGUGCAUUACUUCGCGGAUUAAAACUCAAAGCGGUAGAAACCGGUAUGCUAUUAUGUGCAGCCGGUAGUGUGUCCAUGAGCAAUCAUUUUAAAGCAAAAGUUUAUUUUUUGUCGAGAAGUGAGGGUGGGCGGAAAAAACCGAUUUUCUCGAAAUAUUCCCAGCAAAUGUUUAGUGGAACUUGGAAUAUCGCUUGCAGGAUUGAUUUGGAGCCCACAAUGGACAUGUUAAUGCCCGGUGACCACGCAGAGGUAUACCUCACACUACUAGAAGGCAUGGUCAUGACCACGGGUCAACCGUUCACGAUACGAGAGAAUAACGUGACCGUGGCCACGGGCAUUGUGACAGAAACAUUAAGUAAUGUGGAUGUACCCAAUGGCAAGUUGGGUAGGGUACAGCUGAAAUUGGCUUCAUGAAAUUAAAGAAAAAUAAUCGAGAAAUAACAAAUAAACUUAAAAAAAUUAUUGAACCUGUUUUGAAAAUUCAAUGUAAGAUAGGUACACUGAAUUUUUAUAAUUUCUUGCUUGUUCCUCUAAAUUUGCCGUUUGGAUAUAUUGUGAACAAAACUUUAUGAACGUGUCCAAUGGGAAAUGCGAGAAUUCAUUUUGAGUAAAAUUAAACUAAAAAAGAAAAAUAUUUUGCGAAUGAAUAAAUUGCAUUUAGCCAUCGAUUUACCAAAAAUAAAAUGAGUGUAUGGUAAUAUGGCUGUAACAUAAAACAUAAUAUAACAAUAAUAUAAUCAUUAAAAUUUACAACACACCAUAAGUCAUCUAAGUUAGAUAUUAUUUGCAAGCUAGUGAUAUGUUUUUAUUCAAUGUAUGCAAAAAUGUUCAACAUUGUAAAUAUAGCGUAGAUAAAAUAAAUUAUUAUUAAUAAUUAUAA
Colias croceus (clouded yellow) is the source of this 1951-nucleotide messenger RNA. RefSeq names its product elongation factor Tu-like. Bases 118 to 1485 code for a protein of 455 amino acids. The transcript is spliced from 7 exons. Gene Ontology annotation, molecular function: GTPase activity; GTP binding; translation elongation factor activity. NCBI's taxonomy places the organism in Eukaryota, Metazoa, Arthropoda, Insecta, Lepidoptera, Pieridae. The record is from RefSeq and is a predicted model, not a curated record. Gene Ontology annotation, biological process: mitochondrial translational elongation. Gene Ontology annotation, cellular component: mitochondrion.